Molecule: messenger RNA, 1339 nt
Organism: Bombus pyrosoma
Lineage: Eukaryota; Metazoa; Arthropoda; Insecta; Hymenoptera; Apidae
Gene: Aptx
Product: aprataxin
Exons: 4
Coding region: 437-1021 (194 amino acids)
Biological process (GO): single strand break repair; double-strand break repair
Cellular component (GO): nucleus
Molecular function (GO): single-stranded DNA binding; mismatched DNA binding; single-strand break-containing DNA binding
Source: RefSeq, a predicted model, not a curated record
AGAUAAAUGUCAAAUUCAGUUGACGUUGUUCCGUAUUCAGAAAGAUCGGAAGUGGACAGGAUUAAUCAAAUACAAAGGAAAUGAGAAUUGAUAAACAUGCUUAGUGCUAAUUACGUACAUACUACGUCUUUCCAAACAGAAUGCAAGCAAUCACUCUAUAAUUAUCUACUUUUCGUACCUUAUAACACAUAUCACAUCGCAAACAUAACCUCUGAGAUAUUUAUACGUUAAUUUGUUUUAGUAUAAAAUUCGUAGAAAUUGAAGUACUAUUGACCAACAGUUGAUCUUAUUCUUUCCAUUAUCUCGUACUUUAUUACUAUAUUAUUGCAUUAUGCUAUUUAUAACAUGGACAAAGUGCCGAAAAUUUGUUUCACAGUGUGAGUAUAUAUUUUAAUAGAAGUUACGAUCUGCAAAAGGUGAAAGUCAAGAAAUAAUAAUGAAACGAACCCUAAAAGUUACAUCAACCGAUGCAAUAGCUCCAAAGAGGCGUGAUUGGGCAACAGGUUUGCUCGUUUCUAUGGAAGAUCCUCAGUAUAAAGUAAAGGAAAAUGAUAAAGUUGUUGUCAUCAAAGAUAAAUAUCCAAAAGCCCAAUAUCACUAUUUAGUUAUACCAAAAACAGACAUUCCGUCACUGUGGCACAUAAAAAAGGAAAAUGAAGAUUUAUUGUUUCACAUGCAUAGCGUUGCUGAAGAUUUAACUCAAGAACAUAAAGAGUCUGAGUUCCUUAUUGGAUACCAUGCUGUACCAAGCAUGCACAGAUUACAUUUACACGUAAUAAGUACAGAUUUUAAUAGUCCUUGUCUAAAGACCAAGUAUCAUUGGAAUUCGUUUACAACUCCCUUCUUCUUACAUUCAGCAGACAUUUGCAACCAGUUACGCGAGAAAGGUGAACUGAAAAAAUUGAAGUCGGAAGAGAGCGCGCAACACUUGAAUACUCCUCUAAAGUGUCACAAAUGUCCAACCAUUUCAAAGAAUAUGCCGGAUUUAAAAAAGCAUUUGUUGGCGCAUUUGUCAAAUUAAUCAGAAAAAUCUCUUCCUGUGCCUGUUUUUACGCAAAUAACCACCGCUACUGCAGCACGCAAAAUACUUCGAAGAAAAUAAUCAAUUAUUCAAAUAACUAGAUGUGCUUUUUAUAUGGUAAUUCCUUAAGUUACAGGAAAAUUCUGUAAUAAAUGUACUCUUAUGCAAUAUGGAUUAAUGUUGUAAUGGAUUAAUUAAAUACUUAAGUUCCAAUGUCAUCAAGACAUUUUUAGAGUGCCAUAUAUGAUCUUAAGUAUCUUGUAAUUAGUUUAUAAUGUACAAUAAUCGUAGUGUAAAUAUACAUUCUGUAUAUACCUA